CAAGACGUCCUUUUUUGUAUACAUGAUAUAUCCGGGCACUCCACUCCAGUUGAGUUUGCUGUCCAUAUAUAAGAGCAUAGAGGAUACGUUUUUUCUAUUAUAAUCUAAUGCUAGUCAUUGCUGAGCAUCUAGCCGAAAUCAAAUUGAGUUAUACGAAACAAGAUGUCUGCGAUCUUCAAGAAGGCUAAUACGGCCGUCAUUACGGGCGGCGCGUCGGGAAUCGGCCUCGCGCUGGCGCAGAAGUGUAUCGGCUACGGCAUGAGAGUCCUCGUUGCGGAUUGGGACGCCCAGGCCCUGGGGAAAGCUGGCGAGACGCUCGGGAGCGCCGCGAGUACCGUCCGUAUGGACGUGAGUAAACUGGAGGACUGGAGCGGGCUUAAGGAUAGGGUUACGAAGGAGUUUGGAGGCCAAAUCAACCUCCUAGCACUCAACGCCGGGGUCAGCGCCAAAACGGCCUUCGACGGCGAGGGCGCGGACCCAGCGGCUUUCCAGAGGAUUCUCAACGUCAAUUUUUUAGGCGUCGUCAACGGCAUCUUGACUCUCCUUCCGCUUGUCAAGGAAAAAGCCACCGCCACUACCACCUCGGACUACAAAGCCGCAAUCGUCAUCACGGGCUCUAAGCAAGGCAUUACCAACCCGCCCGGCAACCCGGCGUACAACGCCAGCAAAGCAGCCGUCAAGUCGGUCGCCGAGCAGCUGAGCUUCGACCUGCGCGGGCUGUCUAACGUAAACACGCACCUGCUCGUGCCGGGGUGGACCUGGACGGCGCUAGCGGGGGCGGGGAGCGGGCGCGAGAAGCCGGAGGGGCCGUGGACGCCGGGGCAGGUGGUGGAUUACUUGGAGGCGAAGAUGGGGGAGGGGAGGUUCUGGGUGGUGUGUCCGGAUAACGACGUGGACGAGGAGACGGAUAGGAGGCGGAUGGUGUGGGCGGCGGGGGAUGCGGUGGAGGGGAGGCCGCCGUUGAGUCGGUGGCGGGAGGAGUAUAAGGGGGAGUUUGGGGAGUGGAUGGGGAGGAAAUGA
Daldinia vernicosa is the source of this 1020-nucleotide messenger RNA. RefSeq names its product NAD(P)-binding protein. Gene Ontology annotation, cellular component: intracellular anatomical structure. Gene Ontology annotation, molecular function: oxidoreductase activity, acting on NAD(P)H, oxygen as acceptor. The record is from RefSeq and is a predicted model, not a curated record. Bases 163 to 1020 code for a protein of 285 amino acids. The transcript is spliced from 2 exons. NCBI's taxonomy places the organism in Eukaryota, Fungi, Ascomycota, Sordariomycetes, Xylariales, Hypoxylaceae.